GAAUCAUUCUAGAUACUCUAGAGCUGGUAAAAUGCAAAGGAAAUUGGUCUUGGGCUUGAUAAUAUGCUUCAUCAACUUAGUUCAAACUAUGAAUACACCACUCGUUCCGCGUGGUCCACGACCUAGCACGACUGCUCAACAAAAGUCAUCUUCAUGUUCAGAGACAAAAUGGGCAAUCUGCACUGACAGUGACUGGGGUCCCAAAUGUCCAUCUGGAUGCCGAAUGCAAGGACUAAUAGAUGUUAAAAACCAACAAAAUGAUGAGCAGAUAAAAGACAUCCGUCAGAUGUUGGAUGAUUAUUCCAAAAUGUUUGGGAGCACUCACAUUACAGUGACUGAAGCCAUCAAUAGAAUCAAACAGUCUUUGGAUGGACUAGGAAAAUUUGGUGAUACAUACUAUCAGCAAGUAAAUCAACUGAAUUCCAGACUUAUCAUUUUGCAGACCAAAAUCAAUGAACAAAUUUAUAAAAUAAAUGUACUGCGACAAAGUAUUUUGGAACAAUACAAAGACAUUACAAGACUGGAGGUUGACAUCGACAUAAAGAUACGGGCCUGCAGAGGAUCUUGUUCAAAAUCAUUCAUUUACAACAUUAAUAGAGAACGUAAUGCACAAUUGAAAAAAAAUCUUGAACAUUUGAUUUCAUCUGGAAUCAGAAGCUCUGUAUAUGGAAAACCAACACAUGCGUUCAAAAUGCGUCAAUUGAAAGACAAUCCAAACAGCCAUUUUAAAUCUCGUACAACGGAUGAAAAAUAUCCAUUUUUCUGGGAUGCUAUAAGCAUGAGGGAAUAUACCCUAGAAACAAAUAAGGAAGAUUCAAGUGUUAGUGAAACUAAACAUUUAAUAGCUUAUAAUCAAACAGUUAGUGCAACUCCACAUUCAGAUGUGAAAAUACCAACUAGUGCAACUCAUGUAGGUAGCAUAUCACGGGGUGAUGGGCACUUCCAAGAAGGCCAUAUUGAUGAAAGUUCAUAUUUCGGCCACAGCUCCUUUGAUAAAAUGCACUCUUCACAUGAGUCUAUAAUUACUGAAACAACCAUUUCAAAAGAUGGUACAGUUACCAAAACAGUCACAUCAGGUGUGCCUGAUUCCUUCUCAACUUCAUUUCAACAUUUUUUUGACGAGUUAGGAAUACCAUCACAUGCGAAGGGUAAGGGAUCUGCUACUAGCACAUCCAUAAUUCACUUGCCUGAAACUGAAAGGCUUCGAACUUCCCAUACAAAAUCAACAUCUAAGACAGGUGGUAAGGUAACUCACAGAAAGACAGUCACAGUCACUAGCCAAUCAGGUGACUUCUCAAACCUGGGGGACUUCAGUGAUUUUAGUAGUGACCCAAGUGUCGGAAUGGAGGGACUUAGUAGUUCAACAAAAAAAACUACAAUUACUCAGUGGUCCAGUAACAGUAGACCAAAGGGAUUCACAGUUAGCCAUGGCGUGAAUGUGUCCGAUCUUCUCAUUGGUGAAAAUAGAGACCAUCAUGCAAGCGGCCAAAUGAGAUAAAAGCAAGUCAAGACAAUGGAAGACUUCCCAAAGAUUAUCAGCCCUUAUCAACUAUUUUCUCAUUCCUGUUAUUAAUUGAAGAAUCAUUUCAAUAAAGAUAUAAUACAAUUGAU
Molecule: messenger RNA, 1611 nt
Organism: Hypanus sabinus (Atlantic stingray)
Lineage: Eukaryota; Metazoa; Chordata; Chondrichthyes; Myliobatiformes; Dasyatidae
Product: fibrinogen alpha chain-like
Exons: 6
Coding region: 32-1498 (488 amino acids)
Biological process (GO): protein polymerization; platelet activation; blood coagulation
Cellular component (GO): fibrinogen complex
Molecular function (GO): signaling receptor binding
Source: RefSeq, a predicted model, not a curated record